UUAGCAGUUCUUUUUUUUUCCUCUCUCUCUCUUUAACAGACCUUUAAUAUCAGUACAGUUGAAAGUGACAUCUCAGUGCACAAGAGUACAGAGAGACUACAGUUCUGGAGGUUCUCUCCUCCCAUUUGGGACAGAGGAAGGAAACAUGAGGAAGAACAUGCAAUCACAAACAAUGACCAACUCCAGUUAAGAGUCUAAUCUAGCUGGGCCUGAAGGAACAGUAACAUGCACUUGGUUAAUCUCUCUGUGCCUUGGUUCCCCAUUUGCAAACUAAGAACAAUAUGCCCAUUGUAAAAUAUCCUAGGACUGUAGAACCUCUCUGGAUUGAAUGGGACAGGAAGGCACAGAAAUGUGGAUUAAGACAUACAAUUUAUGCUGUCAAUAGGGAUCACUAUACUGGGGAAUGGUUGGACAAUUUGAAGCAUGGUAAAGGUACACAGACCUGGAAAAGUACAGGUGCAAUAUACAAUGGUGACUGGAAGUUUGGAAAACGGGAUGGAUAUGGAACAUACAGCAUUCCUGACCCUGUAACUAAAGAAUAUAAGAAAGUGUAUUCAGGCUGGUGGAAAAAUGACAAAAAAUGUGGCUAUGGAAUUAAGUUUUACUCAGACAUGGAAUAUUAUGAAGGGGAAUGGAGUGGCGGGAAAAGAAGCGGCUGGGGCAGAAUGUACUACAAGGAUGGUUCCAUCUAUGAAGGACAGUGGUUGGAAGACCAACACAGUGGCCAAGGAAUGCUUCGCUUAACAAAUGAAAAUCGGUAUGAAGGAACAUGGAAAGAUGGAAAGAAACAUGGCCUAGGAAAGUUUUUCUACCUGAAUAAAGGCCAGUUGUUUGAAGGUUUCUGGGUAGCAGAUUUUCCGAAGUGUGGAACUAUGCUUGACUUUGGACGAGAAGAAGCUCCUACUCCUACACAGUAUCCAAUACCCAAGAUUGAACUGGCCAAUCCAGAUGAUGUUUUAGAAGAGGCCCAGGCAAUGCUUGACAACAGCCAAGAAUGAGAACAGACUGAUGAUAAAGAUAUGAGAAAAGAAUACAAGACUCAUUGUUACUUCUUCAUUUGAGAUCUAUGGUUCAUCUUUCUAGAUCUAUAGUACAUGAGACGGUGUGUUUUGUAAAGCAGAGAAGCAGCACCAAAACCUACUUAGUUCUCAAGAAAUUAAUUAGUUCCUCAAAACUGCCACAAUGUACACUUCAUUCUGUAUUUCCAUUUGGACAGGAUCCAUUUUACUCAGGAGUUUGGACGCUGAAGAGGCCUUAUAGGAAGCAAUAAUUCUGCCCAUGAAUAAAUUAGAAGUAGGUGUUGACCUCCUUUGACACUAUAUUAUAGAAAACCUAUGUCUGAUCGUAAACCAAUUGCCAGGCUGUUUUAAUACCAGAUGGCCAUGGUCAAGUGGGCUGAAAGCCAAGCACACACUUGUUAGGAUAUAGAUAUUCAGGCCUGUUUGCAAAGGCCUGUACUUUAAGAAUUUAGGUGUAUUCUUAUCACUUGGCUAGUUAGAGGUAUAAAAGAAAGAAUCAAAAUCACUG
This is a messenger RNA of Chelonia mydas (Green sea turtle), 1527 nucleotides long. RefSeq names its product MORN repeat containing 3 (gene MORN3). The record is from RefSeq and is a predicted model, not a curated record. Lineage: Eukaryota; Metazoa; Chordata; Testudines; Cheloniidae. Bases 282 to 998 code for a protein of 238 amino acids. The transcript is spliced from 6 exons.